UAUCUUUUAUACUGAUCUUGUCUUUCCCACUCUCUUACGUUUAGUGGAACGGCUUAUCAAGCAGUGGGCGCCGAUCGUUUGGCUAGCGCCAGAGGAAAAAUUCAUGCCGCUGGGCGUGGAGGAGUUCCUGCAGCACGUUCAUCCCAUGGACAAGGAUCGCAGUUUUACACCUGGCAUGCCUUUCAGUGAAUACUCCACCAAAUCACACCUGGUGACCAAUGGCGAAAUGGAGGAUCUAUUGAACAACGAGCAAUCGUUUAUCUAUGGUCGCAAUCCCAACGAGGCACCAGUGCCCAUUUAUGGCGUGGUCACGUUGUGCCCACCGCCGCCCAAAAGAGAGCCAGAGCCAUUACCAAUGCAAGCCUUGUCCAGUACGCGGGGACCCUAUAUUCCAGUGUCCAUUGAUCCACUGGAAGAACGUAAUGAGACGUUGCGACGUUCGUCGCGUCUUUUUCCACUGUUCCAGCGCGUGAAGCGAGAGGCACCUAGCAUACCAGAGUACGGCCCAAUCAGUGACUACGAUCUGUUAAGCGAGACCCAGUAUGCCGGCGAAUCUUUGUCUAAGGCCGUGACGUUGGAUCAGCAGCAGAAACAACAACAACAGCAGUCAGAAUCAGAGCUGGAAAAUGGACUCCCAGUGAAUAAUUUCAUAGCAAAUCUGGCAGACAAUGUGAAAUUUAGUGGAGGCGUCGACCUGGACGACAAUAUGGAGGAUAACAACAUAGGCGAUUCGCAGCCUCAUGCUACAAGGAGAAUUAAGGGACACCUACCCAGUUUCCAUGUAACCUACUGGAUGUUCUACCCAUACAGCCAGGGCAAGACGAUGUGCACGCUAAGCCUGGGACCUCUGGGCCGCAUACCAUUUCCAGCCGUCUACGGCUACUGCCUGGGCCAUCGCCGAGACAUUGGCAGCCAUGUGGGCGACUGGGAGCACAUGACUUUGUACUUUAACGGCGAUUCCGAGCCACAGGCUAUGUAUGUCUCUGCCCACGAUGCGGGCGCCUACUACAGCUAUAGUCAUCUGACAGGCGCCUUCGAGUUCCGACGCCAAGAGACGCGCAAAGGCAUUCUACAGCGUCCCAAUUUCCCCAAAACUGUAACAACAUUCAAGAAUCACCCGGUGCUGUUCGCUGCCAAGGGUUCCCAUGGCCUAUGGACGGCGCCCGGGAAGCAUCGAUUCGUUAAAGUCGCUCGGCUAUACGACAUCAAUGGCUUUGGAACGCCAUGGAACACUUGGAAGGCCGUUGACAUAAGCUAUAAGAAUUUGCGCUCAUAUGGUCGCGCUUUGGUCCCUGAUUGGCUAACCUAUCGUGGCAAAUGGGGCAAUCCCAAGAGCAAGUGUCAUCCCUUUCGCCGCAUCGGACUCAACUUCUGCGAGUUUACAGACGGACCCACGGGUAUACCACUGAAGGAGCCGCACUUUCAAUGCGGCGCCGACUAUCGCUGAUUACAUUGGCCUAAAUAGUAUUAAGAUUACCCUUAGAUAAAUAUUUAUUGUGAAAAUCCCAUCCUGCUUCUUACUUUCAAAUGAAUUAAA
This is a messenger RNA of Drosophila hydei, 1537 nucleotides long. Its product is annotated as vacuolar protein sorting-associated protein 62. Lineage: Eukaryota; Metazoa; Arthropoda; Insecta; Diptera; Drosophilidae. The record is from RefSeq and is a predicted model, not a curated record. The transcript is spliced from 2 exons. Bases 104 to 1447 code for a protein of 447 amino acids.